Stegastes partitus (bicolor damselfish) is the source of this 1125-nucleotide messenger RNA. RefSeq names its product claudin-17. Lineage: Eukaryota; Metazoa; Chordata; Actinopteri; Pomacentridae. The record is from RefSeq and is a predicted model, not a curated record. Gene Ontology annotation, cellular component: bicellular tight junction; membrane. Bases 1 to 690 code for a protein of 229 amino acids. Gene Ontology annotation, molecular function: structural molecule activity. The transcript has a single exon.
AUGAGAGCAAAGCUAGAGGUCUUGGCACUGGUCCUGGGCUUCAUCGGCCUGGUCGGGACAAUAGCUGCCACUGCCUUGCCCACCUGGAAGGUCACUGCCUUCAUCGGUGCCAAUCUCAUCGUCAUGGAGGAACUCUGGGAGGGCUUGUGGAUGAACUGCAUCGACCAGGCUGACAUCAAGAUGCAGUGCAAGGUGUACGACUCGCUGCUGAUUCUCCCAGCAGAGCUGCAGGCUGCUAGAGGGCUCAUGUGUUUCUCCAUAGUCCUGGUUGUCAUCUCCUUGUUCGUCACAGGAUGCGGGACCCAGAAGAGCGAAUGUUGUGGUGACAAUGUGAAGAGCAAGAACAUCACCCUGGCCUUAGGGGGGAGUCUGUAUCUGCUCUCAUGUUUGACCACACUCAUCCCUGUCAGCUGGGUGGGCAACACCAUCAUCAGAAACUUCUACAACCCAGCGGUGCCGGAUUCUCAAAAACACGAGCUGGGGUCAGCUCUCUUCAUUGGCUGGGCCACUUCUGGUAUUUUGCUCAUCACUGGGAUCAUCCUCCUGGUCAGGUACAGCAAACGCAGAUCGAAGGAAGAAGAGCCGUACAAUAUAGCAUAUGCAAUGGCGCAAAGAGAUCUAAAGAAACAGGACAGUGUCUACACGGCGAGGACGGCAUCCAGCGUUCAUAAUCAUCAUGAAUAUGUUUAAAAUGUAAAAUGUUUGAACUAUACUCUACUGCAGUGUGCAAAUUCAGCUUUAUGUGUCCCCGGAAAUCUUAAAGAUGCUGCUUGAGGAAGGUUCAAAGAUGUCAGGAGCGUGCAUGUUCUGUAUAAAUAUGCAUCUCCUUGUUUUACAAUAUAUAUUAUGACUCAUGUACUUUGUGUUUGUAUUGGAACAUAAGUAGUUUUCAUUUUCAUCAUUUGAAUCAUGUGCCCAAAAUCAUAGUUAGCUAUAUGUAAUACAUGAAUGACUGCUAUGAUAAACUGUCGUAAGUUCAGAAAUAAUACGUAAAUACAAGUGCUCUUUGUGAUUCUGUACUGCCAUGUCAUUUUGUUUUGCCUUUAUAACUGUAAACUUCACUAUUAGAUGCUGAAUUGUUCUUCAGUAUAGUGAUUUGGUAAUAUCUCAUGACCAAACAAUCAU